AUGAGCGACCGAAAGGCGGUGAUCAAAAACGCGGACAUGUCUGAGGAGAUGCAGCAGGACUCGGUGGAGUGCGCGACGCAGGCCCUAGAGAAAUACAACAUAGAAAAGGACAUUGCGGCGCACAUCAAGAAGGAGUUCGACAAGAAGUACAACCCCACCUGGCACUGCAUCGUGGGCCGGAACUUCGGCAGCUACGUGACGCACGAGACCAAGCACUUCAUCUACUUCUACCUGGGCCAGGUGGCCAUUCUGCUCUUCAAGUCGGGCUAG
Messenger RNA from Sorex araneus (European shrew), 270 nucleotides. RefSeq names its product dynein light chain 1, cytoplasmic-like. Gene Ontology annotation, molecular function: dynein intermediate chain binding; dynein light intermediate chain binding. Lineage: Eukaryota; Metazoa; Chordata; Mammalia; Eulipotyphla; Soricidae. The coding region runs from base 1 to 270 and encodes 89 amino acids. The record is from RefSeq and is a predicted model, not a curated record. Gene Ontology annotation, biological process: cilium assembly; microtubule-based process. The transcript has a single exon. Gene Ontology annotation, cellular component: cytoplasmic dynein complex.